Molecule: messenger RNA, 2268 nt
Organism: Psilocybe cubensis
Lineage: Eukaryota; Fungi; Basidiomycota; Agaricomycetes; Agaricales; Agrocybaceae
Exons: 1
Coding region: 1-2268 (755 amino acids)
Source: RefSeq, a predicted model, not a curated record
AUGCAGUCUAUUUCCCAGUCUCCAUUGCACCAUUACCACCAACACCCGAAUCAGAAUCCAAAACAACACCAUUUAUUCGCCAGCCCCGUCCGCGCCGACCCACACCCACGAAAAUCUAUUCUCCCAAGCUUUGACGAGGACAAUGAUCUCUCCUCCGAACCCCGCUCCAGUUAUAUUAUCGACUUGGAUCUCCCCGACUUUGACUCCCGGCUGAUUCCCUCCCCGCAGUUCCAUGCCGUUGUGAAUGGGCUCUCUUUAGGCGUCUCCAAUAAUGUCGAUGCCGAUGACAAUAGCAAAUCCAGCAACACCAACAACAACACCAAGGCCUCUACGAGCCCGCGGCCCAGCCUCGAAUCACUCCUACCGCCCCAGGCUAUACAUGCAACCCAGGACGCGGACGCGAAGCACCAGUCGUUCCUCGAGCUCGAGGCCGACUGCAGCGCGCUUCAGCUCGACUCGGAGGUGAUCGUGCUCACGCGCCCGCGCACCAUGUCCAAGAUUCCCUCGGCGUACCUGCACUCGCCGUACCCGCUCUCGUCUCGCGCUCCGUCGCCUGCGCCCCCAGCUAUGCGCGUCCAGGUCCAGAUGCAGCAGCACCAGCAGUCUGUGCAGCUGAGUGAUCCUGGGUUCUCCAGAGGAACAGGAGCGGCAGGGGGAACGGGACACAAGUACCAGCGCAAGGCGCCACCCCAGCUUCAGCUCAAAACAUCCAAUUACCGCCGCCGCUCGCGCCGCAUCAGCGCGCAGUUACAGCUCGGCGAAAACACAGCGGCGUACUUUGUCCCGCACCCCGCUGCGAAUCUGCGCGGCGUCGGCGGUGCUGUUGCAGGGGUAGGCACAUCGUCCCUCGCACCCGCGCCGAGCCCACAGCACUCCGUCGUCUCGCACUCGCGCACGAUGACGCCCAUCUCCAUCAAAUCCUUCCGCUUCUCCUACACCUCCUCCGCGCGCUGCGUCGGCGGCGCGGCGCGGGUCCAGUUCUCGACGAAGGAACUGCACCGUCGCCGCAUUCUCAAGCUCCAACGCACGUUCGGCGAGCGCGUGCCGCUGGAACUGGUCACUGUCAGCCCGCGCCGCCGCCGCUCGACGUCGCAUCGCCUGUCGGUCGUGUCGUACCGUGCGCCGGCGGUGUUUUAUCCGCCGUUUGAUGUGAAUGCGAAUGGGACGCCGGUGUCGGGUGUUGCGAGGGAUUGGGCGUUGGAUCAGAUUGGGCCGUCGGUGUCUGCGGGCGGUGCGGGUGGUGCGCUGCAGAGUGUGUUGAAGUUGGCGGUGGCGCCGCGCCAGACGGCGAAGGUGCCGCAUAAUACGUUGAGGAAGACGCAGAUGGUGAUUAAAAGGAAGGAGGAGGAGGAAGAGGUGGCGGGUGCGUCGUCGCCGUCUGUGUUGGAGGAGCACGAUGAGGAUCGGGGCGAUAAUAGUAUUUGGCUGGACGAAGAUGAGCCGGCGCGGCCCAAGAGGAAGAGGGCUAGCGCGCGGGCGUCGGGGUUGCUGGUGUUUGUGAAUAAGAGCCAGGGAAGGAAUUUGGAUAGGGUCAGUCGGAUUGCGGGGGUGCAGUAUGAGGACGGGCAGGUUGUGCAUCCUGUUCAUGCGACGGCAAUGUCGACGGUGUCGAUGUCGAGGCCGGUGUCGACGCAGUAUCAUCAUUUCCGACAGCGCUCGUCGAUGCUACUCGGCCCGUCGCGUCUGGGUGCAUCGCCAUCGCCCGCCCCGGGUUCUGCGCACGCUACUGCCACUGCUACUGCGAUUUCUACUCCCCCUGCCCAGCCUCAAGCUGGUCCUUCGCGCCUUGCCAUCGCGUCCUCGGCGUCGGCUCCCUUUGAUGUAGACGCUGCGUUCCCGGAGGGCAGCGAGCUGUCGUACUGCGAUUCCCCUGCGUCGUCUCCGUCUAUGCCUGCGUUUAGGAAUAUCUAUGAGAUCGAGGAGAGCGAGGAGAACGCGGAGCUGCAUCGGCAUCCGAUUGACGUUGCGAUUGAUUUGUCGAGUGAUAGCACGGGUUCGCCUGUGCCGCCACCGAAAGGGAGUGCUGGCGUAGGUGCUGCUUCUGCUGCUGCCAAUAACGCGGCACAGCGCUCCGUCGGACAUACACCGUCAAACUCGUAUACCUCCGAGGGACAUGCGUCGGGGUUGCACCAUGCGGGCGGAGGCUUGCUUGAUGUGCCGGAUAAGUUUGGAUCGGGGACGCGCAGGAGGGAGAGGAGGCAGGGGUGGAGUGGGGAGUGGAAUCAGCCGACGAUUAUGGAUGUUAUUCAGAAGUUGAGGGAAAUAUGA